CGAGCGCCAGCGGCGGGCGCUGAAUGAGAGACGCCGGCUGCUCCGCUCGCCCGGCGCUACCCUCGGCGGUUGCGGCGGUGGAACGUGAGGCCGGCGUCGCCCUUCCAGCCCUUGAGGUGGCGGCCGCGGCCGCACAGGAAUAAUGUAUUUGUGGCCUUGGACAUGAAGUAAUCAGUCCUCUGCUGUUUACAUAGAUCAGGGACUGAUGAGAGAAGCAUGGACCUAAUGAACGGGCAGGCAAGCAGUGUUAAUAUCCCAGCUACUGCUUCUGAGAAAAGUAGCAGCUCUGAAUCCUUAAGUGACAAAGGUUCUGAAUUGAAGAAAAGCUUUGAUGCUGUGGUAUUUGAUGUUCUUAAGGUUACACCAGAAGAAUAUGCGGGUCAGAUAACACUAAUGGAUGUCCCAGUAUUUAAAGCUAUUCAACCAGAUGAGCUUUCAAGUUGUGGGUGGAAUAAAAAAGAAAAAUACAGUUCUGCACCAAAUGCAGUUGCCUUCACCAGAAGAUUUAAUCAUGUAAGCUUUUGGGUUGUGAGAGAGAUUCUUCAUGCUCAAACAUUAAAAAUUAGAGCAGAAGUUUUGAGCCAUUAUAUUAAAACUGCUAAGAAGUUGUAUGAGCUUAAUAACCUUCACGCACUCAUGGCAGUGGUUUCUGGCUUACAGAGUGCCCCGAUUUUCAGGUUGACUAAAACAUGGGCGCUCUUAAGUCGAAAAGACAAAGCUACCUUUGAAAAAUUAGAAUAUGUAAUGAGUAAAGAAGAUAACUACAAAAGACUCAGAGACUAUAUAAGUAGCUUAAAGAUGACACCUUGCAUUCCCUAUUUAGGUAUCUAUUUAUCAGAUUUAACGUACAUUGAUUCAGCAUACCCAUCAACUGGCAGCAUUCUAGAAAAUGAGCAGAGAUCAAAUUUAAUGAAUAACAUCCUUCGAAUAAUUUCUGAUUUACAGCAAUCCUGUGAAUAUGAUAUUCCAAUGUUGCCUCAUGUCCAAAAAUACCUGAACUCGGUCCAAUACAUAGAAGAACUACAAAAGUUUGUGGAAGACGAUAAUUACAAGCUGUCAUUAAAGAUAGAACCAGGAACAAGCACACCACGUUCUGCUGCUUCCAGGGAAGAUUUAGUAGGUCCUGAAGUAGGAGCAUCACCACAGAGUGGUAGGAAGAGUGUGGCUGCAGAAGGAGCCCUGCUCCCUCAGACACCCCCAUCCCCUCGGAGCCUGAUUCCACACGGACACAGGAAGUGCCAUAGCCUGGGCUAUAAUUUUAUUCAUAAAAUGAACACAGCAGAGUUUAAGAGUGCAACAUUCCCAAAUGCAGGCCCAAGACAUCUGUUAGAUGAUAGUGUCAUGGAACCCCAUGCUCCAUCUCGAGGCCAAGCUGAAAGUUCUACUCUUUCCAGUGGAAUAUCAAUAGGUAGCAGUGAUGGUUCUGAACUAAGUGAAGAGACCUCUUGGCCUGCUUUUGAAAGGAACAGAUUAUACCAUUCUCUCGGCCCGGUGACAAGAGUGGCACGAAAUGGCUAUCGGAGCCACAUGAAGGCCAGCAGUUCUGCAGAGUCAGAAGAUUUGGCAGUACAUUUAUAUCCAGGAGCUGUUACUAUUCAGGGUGUUCUCAGGAGGAAAACUUUGUUAAAAGAAGGCAAAAAACCUACAGUAGCAUCUUGGACAAAAUAUUGGGCAGCCUUGUCUGGAACACAACUUUUUUACUAUGCUGCCAAAUCUCUGAAGGCUACAGAAAGAAAACAUUUCAAAUCAACAUCAAAUAAGAACGUCUCUGUAGUCGGAUGGAUGGUGAUGAUGGCUGAUGACCCAGAACAUCCAGACCUCUUCUUAUUGACUGACUCUGAGAAAGGAAAUUCAUACAAGUUUCAAGCUGGCAGUAGGAUGAAUGCAAUGCUGUGGUUUAAACAUUUGAGUGCAGCCUGCCAAAGUAACAAACAACCGGUUCCUACGAACUUGAUGACUUUCGAGUAAAAGCCUAAGAGAAAGUGAAGGUAAACCAUUAGGACCUGAGGAAACAGCGCCAGCUGCAAACCAUCCUGUGCCAGGCAGAGCCCUGAGCUGCAUCAGCCUUUGGAGUUCUGAACCAAAAGAGCACUAAUUUCAGGGAAUGAAGUGAAAUAUUCCCAGAGAACAAUUUGGAGUUGCAAAAAAAAAAAAAAAAAAACUGCCAUAAACCAUGCUUCUUAACUCAAACUGACUUGUGGAAACCACUGCCUUAAAAGAAUGAAAGGAAAACCAACAUGAAACACCAAAUAGUGUGUGUGAAUCUUCUGGCGGUGCUGUGCUUGGAGUAGAUUGUAGCUAAGUUGCAUUUCUUUUAAUUUUGUAAUAAUUUUGGAGGGGGAACCACCUUUUUAGAUACACUUUAAAAAGGAAAAACAUUUCUUAGGGAUUAUAUGAGGAGCUGGUUUUGAACUGCAGCUGACACAUUUAAUUUAGUAGGGACUAUACCAGCAGCCCACCUAUAGUGUGUGCAUUCUCCUUUGUUUUCGCACUGCAAGAGUAUAGAAAUGGGAAAUGUUAGUAAGUCAUGUGAGUUAUCAGGGUUUGGUUGGGAUAAGGGGCUUGUUUGUUUUGUGUUGAAUGAGGGAAGAUCUUUUUAAACUGUUAGGGAACAUUAUUUCCACAGGAGACACAAAAGCUGAGUGUUCAUACGCCAGAGUAUUUUUAAGUAGGCUCCAGAACACAUGGUUGCUUCUAACUAAGGUUAAUGCUUAGUUUCAUUUAUGAAGUCAUUGUUCAGCCAUAGAUCUGCUUAAUAGAAAACUAUAACCCCAAACUAAAGUUUCCUGAGAUCUUAGAAUAACUAGAAUUUUUUCAAGUUAAUCGAAUUAUCUCUUUUAAUCACAGUUUUUUUUUUUAAACAUCAAGGGUGAUACUGAUAUUUUGCCAGGAUACUUUCUUUUACAGUGUUUAUUGUGCAUAAUGCCAGAGUUAUUUUUUUAUUCAUUUUUGUUCAGUAUGAAAGUCAAGACCUAUUUGUUUAAAAGAUACUUCAUAUAUGUAUUUUACCUUAAGACAAAAUAAUCAUAAGGAUAAAGGCUGAAUUUGAGGUUCUAGGAAUUUUAGCCCUUUCCUUCUUAUGUAACUCACCAUUUUUCUGAAAGCUUACUAUAGGUCUCUGACAUAAACCUUAUUUUUCUGUAAUUGACCCAAGCCAUUUUGAGAGAGUUAGUCUAUGCAAUAGUGCAUUUUAAUUUCUAAAAUAAGUAUUGACCUUAAGAAGUCUUGAAGGUGAGAUACCUUGGGAUUUUUUAACAAGAAAUAACUCUUGAAUAAAGAUUCUAUGUUGAAUGUUACAGAUUUGUAAGGCAUCAUAAAUUUUACUAAUGGCCCAGAGUAAGAAUGUUUUUUGACUAAUACCUGCUAAUAGACUUGUGUUAUUUUCAGUCUCACAUGAAAUUUGCAUACUUUUUUAAAAAUUGCAAGUAUUUUAGCCUCAAGUCCAUUAAACUUAAGUAGAAGAUACUGCAUAUACAAUAAUUAGCUAAAACUGUGUCCAAAGAAAAACAUGAGAACUUUCUGUAUUUUUGGUUUAAAGAGUUCAAAUAUGUUUCUCGUAUAACAAUUAGAAAUACACUGUUUCCAGGUUUUAGUGAGAUAGGCUGGAGAGGGUAAAUGUUGCCUAUGCUGAAUGAUUUUUCAGUCAGUGAUCUAAGCUUAACCCAUGUUGGGUACACAUAGAAAGACACCAUCUGCAUAGCCAGCAGUAUUACUGUGUAGACCUUGUACAUCUUUCUUUUGUUUUACAUUUUUAAAAGUUCCUUAAUUUGAUUAUUAUUUUUAGAAAUAAUGUUUUGAUAGUAUAUAUGCUUUUUAUAAAAUAUUGUGAAUUUAGAACCCUGUGGAUUUUUUUGUCAUGAAUAAGCUAAGGUGUAGAUACAUUGUAAGUUAACCAUAUCUAUAGAGAUAGGUAACUGAAAGUGAGAGGUGACAUCACACAGUUUUGCCAAAGAGCAAGCACUAAGAUGGAAGAUGUGUUUGACAUUUUCAAACUAUAAACAUUAAUAGUUGCUUUAUAGAGUAAAAAUACUGUUCAAAUUUGGUUAACCAGUCCAUAGAUUAAACUAACAGUUUGAUAGGAAUCUUCAUUUUCUCUUGUUAAAUUUACUUAUUCAAAAGAUUAGCUAUUACAUUCUAAGAUUAUUUCAUCAUUUGAAACAUUGAAACCAGUGAGAAAUGAAUUAGUGUAUGUGAGGGGUUUUUUUAACUCUAUAAUUCACAAAAUGUAAGUCAUCAAAUUAUAUUAAAUAUUUUCAGUAGCUUACUACUUGAAAGAUAAAUCUUUUUCUGCCUUAAGCUGAAAAUUAGUGACCCAGAAGUUCAAAAUUUCCUAGGUAAGAGGAAAUUACUCAGAAUUUAGUUGUAAUUUAAAUAGCUAGUUUAUGAACAUAUUGAUUAGCAUGUCAUACGCUGGUGUGGUAAGUGUGCAUACAAAAUAAACUACGUAAUGAUCUUCCUAAAGCACUGCUUUGUUUCAUACCCCCUCUGUUUUCAGGUUUUAUUUUUCAGAAUAUCUUUCAUUAUAACCUCAAAGUUACAAGAAUUGAAUUGAUCAAACACAUCUUCCUUUUCCAUUUUCUUCAGUUUAUAAAUGCUGCUUAAGCAUUACAAAAAGGGAUCCAAACAAUCUUGAGUGUUUUUUUUUUUUUUUAAUUCUCUCUCAGCAUGUGCUUCAAGGACAACUUUUUCCUGUGUGAAAAAUUCUAUACAACUAUUGCACAACCUUCUGAAUAGAGUGUUGAUAUUAGGUUUUAUGUCCAGAAUUGGGGUGCUUAUACUUGCAACAGUUUUAUAAAUGGCUUUUCAAUCUUCUAGAAGAUUUACAAAAGAGCACAAGAAGCGCUAUUACUAUAGAAGAAAAAAGACUGGGAGAAAUGUUUACAGUCUAGCAUAUCUAUGUUACUUGAAAUUCAGCCCUCUGAGAUGAGCCAAUCUCAGAAUUACUAGCAUUUACUUUACUAAUGACUUUAGCAUAAGUGUUAUCCCCCUCUAAGGUUAAAUCUGUAAGCUAUAUACAUUUAUUACUGAAAAUAAAAUUGAUCAGCAUCAUUCUAUUUCGAAAUCAAUACUAAUAGUAGAUUUAACCCAUUGGCUUUUUAAGACUAUAGAUUGACUGUUGAUACCUUCCUGGUUUUGAGGCAUAUUCCUUUAAAACUAGUAUUUGUUUAAACCACCAUGUAUCUUACGCCAACAGGGGAUAUCAGUGUUACUUAAUAUAAGAUAAUCUUGAAUAAAAAGAAGUCUUUUGCCUCAAAUGCUUCUAAUUGGAUCCCUUUUUGAAAGAUAAAUACUGACUGUAUUUGGUAGAAUAGUACUACUGUUGCCCGAUACCAAGCAAGUGAUGAGGUUUGUUUGGCUUCUUUUAGUGACCUUUUAGGAGUUUGUUUUUUUCUUUUAUAAGUUCUUUCAAACUUUUUAUGAUUUCACAGUUAUAUAUUCUGAGAUUUUUUUUCUAAAAUUGAGAUACAGUUAUUAAAUCCCACUGGUGACUUAAUUUCUUUCCAUGUAAACCUUCUCAAAAUGAUUUAAGUACCUUUAGUUUUCCUCCCCUAAAAAAUGGCUUGUGUCUAAAGAGACUCUUUUCUGUUUAGAGGGUUCUAAAGAAAAAGAUCUGUGCUUAAAACCCUUCCACUGAAAGCAAUUUCCUUUCACCUGCAUCUCUAGUUGUAGUCUGGAGAAAUUUGAUCAGUGCCUUAGCAGUUUGAAGACCAAUUUUUAGAGCAUUGAGUAUGACAGUGAUCAUUUGCCCCUUUACCUCAGGAGUAUGCUGACUCUCUCUCUGCCAGCAAGUCUAAGGUAGUCUGUACUGAUAUCUCUGGGUAUUUGUGGCUGUCGCCCUUGGUUCUUGAGGUCUUUUUCAAAUAAACACUCUCCCUGUGCUCUUUUCUUUCUGGACAAGAGAUAUAAAGUAAAUCCACUCAAAUCAACCAUUAGAUAAGCACUCUGAAAAAAUAACUUUGAAGAGCAUUCAUUCAUCUCAGUUCAUUUUUAUUUUGUUAUAGUUGUAAUGAAAAAGCCCUUUACAAAAUCCCUAGAAGAGUAGAAUUUGUUGGAGCUUAUUUUAUUAGAGCUACUGAAAUCUUGGAAUGAUGCCCUUUGGUGGCCAAAAAUGAAAUUUAGUUUGUUCUUAUGGAUAAGGUAUCACUUAACUUACCAGUUACUGUUUACUUGAAAAUAACUAUGGCAAGAAAGUGAUAAAGCCUGUAAGUAUAUAAAAGACUAAACUAUCUUUCUUGAUAGAAGCAAAGUUUGGGAAUAUUGCUUCUCUAAAAGUAUUAGAAGCUUCUGUUAUUUGUUUGAGUUAGGAUGCUAUGUUCACAUUCUUUAUAAAGGUCAUGUGUUCCACUGUAGACAGGUAGACAUAAAUGGUGUUGAAGCUCAAAUGAUAGGGUUAAGUAGUCCUUGAGGCUUAUUAGCAGAAUUUAAAUCUUGAUUCUAGUUAUUCAGACUGCAAAGCAGUGGUGGGGUUAUGAGAAUACAGAGCGUGUGCUUUGGAAUGGAACUUUUGAUUUCUUAAUAGAAAAAUGAAGAAAUCACAAAUAGGAACUGUUUUGCAUAAAAGGUAACAAAUAUUGUUUCCUCCAAAAAAGCCACCUACUAGAACUGCUCACAAAAUAGUCCUGUAAUUAUUAAUAUAAUAGAUAAAAUAGCUGGUAAGUCACUAAACUCUCAAAGUGUUUGAACACCUUAAUUGUUGACAUUUGUUGUUUAUCAGCCUACCAAAGUAUCUUGCAAGGGAAAGGGAAUCUGGUUCACAAUAUAAUCUAAAGGAGAGCAAAACCAGUAGGGAUAAAGUACCCAAUGUGUUUUACUAAAACACAAGCCAUUUUUAUUCUUUAUCGCAGUUAACUUGAGGUACUCUAAUGAUGAAGCACUCAAUUGCACUAUGACCUCCUGGAGUGAUGUGCAACUUGGUUCCUCUCUUUUCCUUUUAAUAUGAAAAUGUGAAUGUGUGAUCUUCAGUGUGUUUGCAUAAGCUAACUUUAAAUGAAUCUAAGAAGUUUUCUGAAAAAAAUAUUUCUAAUCUAUUGAAAUAAAUCACUUAAAAUUA
This is a messenger RNA of Dipodomys spectabilis (banner-tailed kangaroo rat), 7051 nucleotides long. It is a transcript of the gene Ralgps2, whose product is annotated as Ral GEF with PH domain and SH3 binding motif 2. The coding region runs from base 217 to 1968 and encodes 583 amino acids. Gene Ontology annotation, molecular function: guanyl-nucleotide exchange factor activity. Lineage: Eukaryota; Metazoa; Chordata; Mammalia; Rodentia; Heteromyidae. The record is from RefSeq and is a predicted model, not a curated record. Gene Ontology annotation, biological process: positive regulation of GTPase activity; Ras protein signal transduction. Gene Ontology annotation, cellular component: plasma membrane. The transcript is spliced from 20 exons.